This is a messenger RNA of Myripristis murdjan (pinecone soldierfish), 1876 nucleotides long. Its product is annotated as protein THEM6-like. NCBI's taxonomy places the organism in Eukaryota, Metazoa, Chordata, Actinopteri, Holocentriformes, Holocentridae. The transcript has 4 exons. Bases 135 to 743 code for a protein of 202 amino acids. The record is from RefSeq and is a predicted model, not a curated record.
UGAGAUGAAGGUACGGUCACAAACCAGGAAGCAGGACAUUCAACAUCAACCGGCACCUCUCCGCCUCUUCAAGCUCCAAGUCGCACCUCGUUGCAUACAGCUCAUGGUAGAGCCUUCUCCUGGAAGCACGAGAGAUGUUGCUGCUGGUGCUGUGUGCACUUCUCCUGCUGUUCUGCAGUCUGGAUGUGUGGUACUUCCUACGUGGGGCCCACGUGUUCGUCCAUGCAUGGUUUCAGCCCCGAAUAUGGGACCUUCUAGCCGAGCAAAGCAUCAAUGGAAUAGUCCUCCCCCAUGAUUUGGACUACUUUGGUCACAUGAACAACUCCCGCUACCUGAGGGAGUGUGACUUUGCCCGCUUCUGCCACUACAUGCGAAGCGGCAUUUUCAUGGGCUCGUGCAAAAUGGGGGCCAAAUUGAUUGUAGGGGCCUCUACUAUUCGUUACCGGCGCUCUUUGGGGUUGGGCGAGGCUUUUGAGAUUCGGACCAAAAUAUUGGGCUGGGAUGAGAAGGCCUUUUACUUGGAGCACCGCUUCGUGUCCAAGAGAGAUGGCUUCGUCUCCGCGGUGAUGCUCUGCAGGCAGAAUGUGGUGCGUGGCAGCCCAGAGAAGCUGAUAGAGUUUAUCUGCAAAAGGAAAAUCGAGUGCCCUGAGUUUCCUGAAGACCUAAAGCACUGGAUCAGCUUCAUUUCAGCCAGCAGCCAGGCCCUGAGAGCAGAGAGUGGACUGGAGGAGAAGAACAAGUGAGGACAAACCAGGACACCAGGGCCCAUCAUAAGUAGUCUCUACAUAUCAUUUGCACGCACAUGUACAUCCACACACACAGUGGAACAUUCUAGAGAAAAUUUAGUUGAAAGCUUGAUCUGAACAGAAAUACUUAGACCAGUUGAAUAUGAAAACUUGAUCUCUGAGGUAUUCCAUGUUUUCAAAAGUACUGUAUAAUGAAAGCCAAUUGUUGUCUCAGAAGGAAGUGAUGACAACCUAGGGAAGGCACUUUCUCCAUGCAGCUCAUACUAUAAAUAGAUUCCAGACUUUUGUUAUGUUUUAGCAGAAUCUGACUCGAGAUAUGCAUGUGGAACACGAGAUAAUUUUCCAUCGACAUCUGUGCAUGUUUUGAAACAAAGGGAUGAUUUUUUUUUUGUGCCUGUAUCUCAUAAGCAGCAAUUUAUAGUAACAAUGUAGGAGAAUUAACAGUAACGUUUUACCAAUUUUGAGUUUGAUCAAUUACUUGAAUGGGCUUUUUCAGUAUGUUCUGGAGGUUGUGUUCACUUUACCCAAAAAGUUUGCACAAAUCAUCCUAAGUAUAUAGGUGAACUGGAUUCCUGUUGUUUGAUUUGCUGUCAUCAUUCUGAGGGAUCCCUGAGGCAUGUCAAGGGUGGGUUGCUUGAGCCACUUACAAAUAGCUUGGUUCACAUUUGACUUUCACAGGCAAAUGCUAACAUGAGGCUGCUGGCAACUCCUCAAAGUGUGCACCUUCAAGAUGGCCACUUGGAAUGUAGAGUGAGACUCUGUUAUCAUCAGGACAGGUGUCUUAAAAUCUUGAACCCACCCUUUUGAUGCACUAAGGUUUUUGUCACCUUUUUUUCUACCAAAGUAUGUAUUAUUCUGUAUGAAAAAAAUAUAUAUUUAUUUUUGAAGAAAAUGUCUGUACAUCAAUGUUAUAUCAUGUAUUUUGUCAUUGCACUGGGAACAAAAAGUUUGGCUAUUUGGUUGGUGGUAAAACUGGUGAUUUGAAGAUGAUAUACACUGUUCAUUUAGAUUCCACUUGUUCUGUUAUUAUUAUACAUAAAUUAUUCCAAGGGAUUCAUGUGUCAGUCUUUUAUUUAUUGUGACUGUUAAUUCUUUAAAUGCAUUUUGAAUUAAACAAUGCAUUGGAAACU